This is a messenger RNA of Ilex paraguariensis (yerba mate), 4464 nucleotides long. The record is from the annotation of a GenBank genome assembly. NCBI's taxonomy places the organism in Eukaryota, Viridiplantae, Streptophyta, Magnoliopsida, Aquifoliales, Aquifoliaceae.
AAGACUCCCAAAACAGAGACCGCUAGAGGCCACCACCGCCAUGGGAAAGCAGAAGCAACAGGUGAUUUCUCGCUUCUUUGCUCCAAAACCCAAAAACACUUCAACUUCCGCUUCACCAUCACAAUCUUCUCCGCCAAACCCACCUACCCCUCCCCCGAAAAUCUCAGCCACUGUCACUUUCUCACCUUGCAAACGCCUCAGAACUUCCCAACUCACCUCCCCUAAUACCAAAACUCCCAAAAUCCCAAAGCUCUCUAAUUUCCAUACUCACAAUCCUCAACCCUCCAUAGCCAAUCCCUCCCUUGAACGUUUUUCCGACAAACCUACAAAAAACCCUAAGCUUUCACCCCACACCCACAACCCCAUACCCCCUCAAUCAGAUCCCACCCUUCACCAAAGAUUUCUAAACAAACUUCUAGAACCAUCCCAUGACCUUCUAGAACCUUGUUCCACUUCAAAACCCUCAAUUUCAAAUCCUAAGUACACCCCAUUGGAGCAACAAGUAGUGGAGCUCAAGGCCAAGUACCCAGAUGUCCUUUUGAUGGUUGAAGUUGGGUACAAGUAUCGAUUUUUCGGCGAAGAUGCAGAAAAUGCUGCCAGAGUGUUGGGGAUUUUUGCCCAUAUGGAUCACAAUUUCUUGACCGCAAGUAUACCCACUUUUCGGUUGAAUGUUCAUGUUAGAAGACUUGUGAGUGCCGGAUAUAAGGUGGGUGUUGUUAAACAAACAGAAACUGCGGCUAUUAAGGCUCAUGGAUCUAACAAGUUAGGGCCCUUUUGUCGCGGAUUAUCGGCAUUGUACACGAAGGCGACGUUGGAGGCCUCAGAGGAUGUGGGGGGUGGAGAGGAGGGCUGUGGAUCAUGUAAUAAUUACAUGGUUUGUGUUGUUGAAGUGGAAAAUGUGGAUGGUGGCAUUGAGAGUGGAUUUGAUGCGAAGAUUGGGGUUGUUGGGGUCGAGAUUUCCACUGGUGAUGUUGUUUAUGGGGUGUUCAACGAUAAUUUUAUGAGGGCUGGCCUUGAGGCUAUAAUGUUAAGCGUGUCUCCUGCUGAGUUGCUUCUUGGGGAGCCUCUCUCCAAACAGACAGAGAAGUUACUAUUAGCAUAUGCUGGACCAGCCUCAAAUGUCCGUGUGGAGCGUGUCUCGCAAGAUUGCUUCGGUACAGUUGGUGCACUUGCUGAAGUAAUAUCUUUGUACGAGAACAUGAAUAAUCAUCAAGACGAAGGUUUGGAGGUGAAAGAGCAGGGGUUUAAUCGCUUCGCAAUUGAGGGAAUUAUGGCCAUGCCUGAUUUGGCCGUCCAAGCUUUGGCCUUGACUAUUCGUCAUUUAAAACAAUUCGGUUUUGAAAGAAUACUGUGCAUGGGAGCUUCUUUUCGGCCCUUCUCUAGCAACAUGGAGAUGACGCUGUCAGCCAAUACACUUCAACAGUUAGAGGUUCUCAAGAGUACCUCUGAUGGGUUGGAGUCUGGCUCCUUGCUGCAGUGUAUGAAUCAUACUCUUACGAUAUAUGGUUCAAGGCUUCUUAGGCACUGGGUUACUCACCCUUUACGUGAUAGAAACAUGAUCUAUGCACGUCUUGAUGCUGUUUCUGAGAUUGCGGAAUCCAUGGUUUCUUGUACAGAUGCUCAUGACUUUAUCUUUGACGAGGGUGCUUCUGAUGUCACUAUUGUGCGAUCUGAGGUUUAUUACUUGAUUUCUUCGGUUUUGACUACUUUAGGAAGGUCACCUGACAUUCAGCGUGGAAUAGCAAGAAUCUUCCAUCGAACAGCAACAGCAUCCGAGUUCAUUACAAUCACUCAAGCUAUCUUGGUCGCUGGAAAACAACUUCAGCAACUUUGCUUUGAAGAAGGGGACAAAGAGAAGAAUGUGCAAGCAAGGACCCUGCACUCUGUGUUGUUGAGGAAGUUGAUCUUGACAGCUUCUUCAUCUUGUGUAAUCAGUAGAGCUGCAAAACUUUUGUCUAGCCUAAACAAAGAAGCUGCUGAUCAACGGGAUCUUCACAACUUAUUUAUCGUUUCUGAUGGACAGUACACAGAGGUUGCUAAAGCGAGGACAAAAGUUCAGUUGGCCAAGGAGAAAUUAGAGUUGUUAAUUGGUUUGUACCGUAAACAGCUUGGAAUACGUAAAUUAGAAUUCAUGAAUGUGUCUGGAGUGACACAUUUGAUAGAGUUGCCUUUAGAUGUGAAGGUACCUUCAGACUGGGUGAAGGUAAAUAGUACUAAAAAGACAAUACGCUAUCAUCCACCUGAAGUAUUGGCUAGUUUAGACCAGUUAUGCCUUGCAAAUGAGGAGCUCACUCUUGUCUGCCAUGCUGCUUGGGAUAGCUUUCUUGGGACAUUUGGUAGACAUUAUGCUGAGUUCCAAGCUACUGUUCAAGCACUAGCUGCUUUGGAUUGUCUACAUUCACUUGCCAUUCUUUCCAGAAAUAAGGAUUACGUCCGUCCCAUUUUUGUAAACGAUAAUGAACCUGUUCACAUACAUAUCUGUUCUGGUCGUCACCCGGUUAUGGAGACUAUAAUACCAGAUACUUUUGUCCCAAAUGAUACAAACUUGCAUGCUGAUAGAGAGUACUGUCAGAUUGUCACUGGACCAAACAUGGGAGGAAAGAGUUGCUAUAUUCGCCAAGUUGCUCUUAUUGCUAUCAUGGCUCAGCAUCAUCAGCAAAACUGCAUGUGCUAGAUGGCAUCUACACUCGAAUGGGAGCCUCUGACAGUAUUCAGCAAGGAAGGAGUACUUUUUUAGAAGAACUUAGUGAGGCUUCUCACAUACUUCACAAUAGCACAGCCCAGUCAUUGGUUAUUAUCGAUGAGCUUGGGAGAGGAACAAGUACGCACGAUGGUGUAGCAAUUGCUUAUGCUACAUUGCAGUAUCUUCUGGAGCAUAAAAAAUGCAUGGUCCUCUUUGUUACCCAUUACCCUAAAAUAGUUGAUAUCAAGAAUGAAUUCCCACAAUCUGUGGGGGCAUACCAUGUUUCAUACCUGACAUCACAAAGACAUAUGUACAAGGACUUAGAAUAUGAUCAGAAAACUGACAAUUUGGAUCAUGAAGAUGUCACUUACCUGUACAAGCUUGUGCCUGGUGUUUCAGAGAGGAGUUUUGGAUUCAAAGUUGCUCAGCUUGCGCAGUUGCCUUCUUCAUGUAUUCGCCAAGCCAUUGUCAUGGCUGCAAGGCUGGAAGCAGCAGUAGCCUGCAGAGGGAGAAAUAUGUUGGCAGCACUGCUAAUGUAUGAAGCAGAAGAGGCAGAUGAUACCCUGAAACCUCUUGAUUGCUCCUGUGUAGGAGGGAUUGAGGGCAUACAAGAAAUCAGUAGUGGUUACAGGGAAUUCUUUUCGAAUAUAAAAUUUGCAUGUACUGGAGAUGGUGAUGUUACAAAAAGUGUCCAGUUUUUGGAACAUGCUAAAAUCCUUGCAAUCGAGUUGAUAAAGAGGUAAGGGUGAAAGUCUUUGGCCCAUCUUAUACUUCUUUUGUUAUUGUGGAAUUAAAUCAUUAUUUUGAAAAUUUCAUUUGUUUUUAGUUUAUGGGUUUGUGAACUAGUCCAGUUUCAUGAGGGAUGAGAGCAUUUUUGUUAAGAUUUUAAUGGUGGGAACUCUUAUACUUGCAUUGUUCGUGGGAUUGAUAUUUAGUUAAUAGUGAAUAUCAGCUGCAAUUGCUGUAAGCCUUCCUCAUGUUUCCUUGGUUAAUACUUACUAGUAUCUUGUACUUUGUGGGUAAAAGCAGAUCCUGAAAGCAAAAAUGGCACGUAUAGUACACUGGAGACAACAAUCUCCAAAACAAUUAAAACAGAGAGAACAAGUGAUGAAUAUUUUCUACUUUGUGGACAUUAUUUUGGUAUGACAAAUUUGUAAUUCAUUAUUUCACUAGAAAUAUUCGUUUGCCUUCAUUUUAUCUCCGUGAAAUGUUAUUUAUUAAAUCUCUUCCUCAUUUCUGUUCCUUUCUAGCUCGUUCACAGACAGCAGACACAGAUUUAGUUGCAUGCUGUGGACAAGUCACCAGUUGCCGGCAUAAACUGCAAAUUAUAGUUGGUUGAACUUUAGAGUAUGCGUGAGCGAUGCAAUGAGAAUUAACUGAUACCAGUGGUGGAAAGUAAAACGAGGCACCAUGCAUGUAUUUUUUACCUUCUCCUUAUUCUACAGCCCAUAUUUAGAUGGUGUAUUAUUUAAAGCAGAAAACGAGGGACAUUUUGGGAGGAAAAACGGCUCACUGGUCUUCUGCAUGGUAGUAUUCCAAUGUAAAAUUUAAGGUGUCUUCUGUGAUGCUACCUGUGGCCCUUUGUUGAUAGCAUUGUAGGGCUAAUGGUGUUUUCAAGCCAACGCCAGCCAAGUCUUUGGCCUGAUUUGCCUUUAAGCUGAAAUUCUGAUUGAAAAGGUGGCUGUUUUGGCAAAAUCACCACUACGGCUAUUACUGUGCUUAUUAUUUAGUUUUCUUGUAAUUUGGCUUUGGGAGUUUGAAAAAAGUAUAUGAAAAUCUUG